CCAAUCGGAGGAGUCAGGACAUUAAAUGGCUACACUGAGGUGUAUGCUGCCCGGAGCGCUUGGCGCGCCUCCCCGGCGGCCCCUCCCCCGGGUAAGAGGCGAAGCGUGGGAACAGGAUGGGGGAGACGGAGCCAGAGGGUGAGCAGCGUCGGCGGUGGGAGCAGAGAGUGCGCUGAGCUGGCACCAGGGGAAUCGCCACCACCCGCUCAGUCGCACAGGCGGGCAGCAGAACCUUCCCUUCCUAUUCCGCCGGUAGCUCAAGAGAGCCGGUAGCAUGAAGCGGGCACACCCGGACUACAGUUCCUCCGAUAGCGAGGAGCUGGAUGAGCCCAUCGAGGUGGAGAAGGAGAGCGGAGACGAGAAUGGAAACUUGAGCUCAGCGCCAGGUUCAAUGUCGCCAACCACCACUUCCCAGAUCCUGGCUAGGAAAAGACGCCGAGGAAUAAUUGAAAAGCGCCGCAGAGAUCGGAUCAACAAUAGCCUAUCGGAGCUGAGGAGGCUGGUGCCUAGUGCUUUUGAAAAGCAGGGAUCAGCCAAACUGGAGAAAGCUGAGAUUCUGCAGAUGACUGUGGAUCACCUGAAAAUGUUGCACACAGCAGGAGGGAAAGGCUAUUUUGAUGCUCAUGCUCUUGCUAUGGACUAUCGAAGUCUAGGUUUCCGAGAGUGUUUGGCUGAAGUGGCCCGCUACCUUAGCAUUAUUGAGGGUCUGGACACGUCUGAUCCUCUUCGUGUCCGCCUUGUGUCUCACCUGAAUAAUUAUGCCUCUCAGCGGGAAGCAGCAAGCAGCUCCCAUACAGGGCUUGGACACAUUCCUUGGGGCAAUGCCUUUGGACAUCAUCCCCACAUCUCUCACCCAUUGCUGCUGCCUCAGAAUGGGCAUACUACUACAAAUGGCGUUGCAACAUCCACAGAAGGCCAUCACCAGAGCAGAAGUGCCGCUUCUCAUGCUGAAUCAUCUUCACUGAGAGCACCCCCUAAUGGAAGCAUUGGACCGGUGCUUCCCGUGGUCACUUCAGCUUCUAAACUGUCUCCUCCCCUGCUGUCCUCCAUGGCUUCUCUGUCUGCAUUCCCCUUUUCUUUUGGUUCGUUCCAUCUGUUGUCCCCUAAUGCUCUCAGUCCAUCUACACCGGCACAGUCGGCCGGCCUUGGCAAGCCUUACAGACCAUGGGGGACUGAGAUUGGUGCAUUUUAAGAAAUAGCAGUUUGUGUUGUAUGUAAAUAUCCAGCUGAGCUGGGGUAUUUUGAACUCCUUUAACAGUUUGAUAUCAAAGGUACAGUUCCAAUUUUAGCAGUUUGUACAAAAAAAGAGUUUCCACCCCAUUUUGUUUUAGCAGAUUUUUUAAAAAAAAGUUGUUAGAUGUUUAUCCAAAUUUUUAAAUCACAAUAGAUGUUAAUUUUUUAAAAAAAAUAGAACUGUGCUGACUCUUUUGUUUGUUGUGUUAGUGGCAUUUCUCAAAUGAUCUAUUACUGGAUCUUUUUUUAAGUAGAAUUUUAUUUUUCAGUAGAGCCUUAACUCACAUUUUGUUUUGUUUUGUGAUACUGAGAUGUUCUUCAAGGAGGAAAUUGUUUGUAAACUAUGUUCUAACUUUUGUAUUUCUGAGCAAAAGCGUUGACAAAUCAGAUGGACCAGCUUUAUUGAACACAUUGGGGCGGGGGGAGAGAACCUUUGGUCCUCUAGAUGUUGUUGGAAUCCAAACUCUCAUUAGUCCCACCCAGCAUGGGCAAUGGUUAUGGAUGAUGGAGCUGUAGUAUAGCAACACUUGGAGGGUCACAGGUUCUCCAUCAGUGAUCUGAGAAGAACAGAACCUUUUUGCUGCAAGUGCAGUGGUUCAAUCUACCUUACGAGUUUAUUCUGCUCUCCAAUAUAUAUUUAUCCCCAUUACAGAAUCCUUAGUCUGUAUAUAGUGCCAAAUUUUGUUGUGCUUUUCUUCUAUUGGGUGAAACACCUGCAACUGUCACUAAAAGGUUACAGGGUAAUGUCCUAAUCCCAAAAACUUUUCCAUGAGAGUUAAGUUCAACUAACUUAAUCUAGAACCAAUCUAUUGCUUUUGAUGGUUUUUUUAAAUGGAAGGGUUUUAUCAGAGUUUGGGGGUAGUUAUUUUGGGAGAGGGUGUCGGAGACCAUCACUUGCCAUGUUGCUGCAUUAUUAGAGUAACUUAAGUUGACAAUGUAUCCAUGUAGGCUUGCCAGGUUUCAGCUAGAGAACAUGGAUUGCAUCUAACCUAAGGUAGUUGCAUUUAGAUCCCAUUGAAAUCAGAGGGACUUCAUUGAGUCAUGAUGACUAAGAGUUGUAUCCAACUAAAUUCUACUCAGAGUAAAUCUGCUGAAAUUAAUGAACCUAAGUUAGUCAUGUUGGCCAUUAAUUUCAGUGGGUCUACUCUGAGUAUGACUAAUGACGUUGACUUCAGUGGGACCCAAGUCCCGCUAAUUUAGGCUGGAUCCAGCACCUCUGUGUGUUUCCCAUUAAAUAGGCUAACAGAGUAGGAGAUGAGGUAGCCCUGGUUGCUCUUACCUGUUCUUUCCCAAGUCCUUUAGUUUGCCUUGCCCUCCCCACUUAGACUGGCCUUGGAAACGGAGUCCUGCUCCUGACUGCACGGGGAAGAUGGCUGGAUGGACAGGAGGCAGAAUGGGUGGGAAAAGCUAUAGCUUCUUGUCUUCAUAUCAGUAAAGCAGAAGAGGGGGAAACCCCACACAUUCUCCAAACUGCAGUCUGGCAAUUGUGCUCUUAGCUAUAAGCACAGAAAUCUGCAAUCUUGUGGUCAUGUGAUUGGAGAUCAUGGCCUCUACUACAGAAUCUAAAAGCACCUGUAAAAACUUGAGCAGCUAAGGGUUGGAUCCCAUGCUGGUCCUACUCAGAGUAGACCUGACAACUUGGGUUCAUUACUUUCAAUGGGUCUACUCUGAGUAGAACUUAGUUGGAUACAAUCCAAUUUUUUAAAAAUAGCAAGUUUCAUCAUUGCAACAAAAGUAUGGAACUGCAUAAGGAGCUCCAACCCAAUACGUAGGAACAAGAAGGCUUUAUAUGGACUUCCAUCAGAUAAGAACUGAAAGUUUUGUUCAGUACGAGUUGUAGUCCCCUCCCAAUGCUCUUAGCUGAUGUUUCUUGAUCUUGUAUUGUUAUUGCUCCAUAAUAUUAUAUGGGUCCCAAAUCUUCCUUUCCAGUUCAUAAGGAACAAAAUGGGAAGGUGCUUAUUCUGCAUUUGAAAAUACAAGCAAAAUUAAGAUAUUGAAUCAUUUACAUUGUAAUUUUCAUAUCUCAGAAUUUGUUAUUUUAGGGCAUAAAGCAGGUGAACACAAGCUAUAAAUAUCCAGAAAAUUGGUUGCUGUAAUGCAUAUACUGUACAUAUGGGUUGGUUUCAUAACAACCUAUCCUCAACAGGUUUGUUCUUUUAAAUGACUACUCUAAAGAGGGUUCCUCCCGAUUGGAUCUGAUCACUUUUGUAUUUGCGUUGUGUCUAAAUAAAAGACUUAAGAACAAAGAAAAUUGAAUG
Rhineura floridana is the source of this 3491-nucleotide messenger RNA. RefSeq names its product hes related family bHLH transcription factor with YRPW motif 1 (gene HEY1). The transcript has 5 exons. Gene Ontology annotation, cellular component: nucleus. Bases 275 to 1192 code for a protein of 305 amino acids. Lineage: Eukaryota; Metazoa; Chordata; Lepidosauria; Squamata; Rhineuridae. The record is from RefSeq and is a predicted model, not a curated record. Gene Ontology annotation, molecular function: DNA-binding transcription factor activity, RNA polymerase II-specific; protein dimerization activity; RNA polymerase II cis-regulatory region sequence-specific DNA binding. Gene Ontology annotation, biological process: anterior/posterior pattern specification; circulatory system development; Notch signaling pathway.